Molecule: messenger RNA, 8900 nt
Organism: Cyclopterus lumpus (lumpfish)
Lineage: Eukaryota; Metazoa; Chordata; Actinopteri; Perciformes; Cyclopteridae
Gene: hivep2a
Product: HIVEP zinc finger 2a
Exons: 17
Coding region: 998-8344 (2448 amino acids)
Biological process (GO): regulation of transcription by RNA polymerase II
Cellular component (GO): nucleus
Molecular function (GO): RNA polymerase II cis-regulatory region sequence-specific DNA binding; DNA-binding transcription factor activity, RNA polymerase II-specific
Source: RefSeq, a predicted model, not a curated record
UCUCUCUCUCUCCUCUCUGCUGCUAUUCUGGGAAGUGGCGUUUGGAAUAACCCCCCGUGUGCGUACGACUGUGUGUGUGUGCGCGUGUGUCUCCUGAUUUCACCCUCACGACACGCGCACGCAUACACACACACGCGCGCACACACUGACAACACCAGUCAGACACACACACACACACACACUCAGUGCCUGUCUGACUGCAGCAGCGGAGCUCCCCGGCAGCAGAAAUCCGGUCGGAGAGGAUUCCUUCCAUUUUUACGCGCAACUUUUGCUCCGGCGACUCGCGACUCUUGUGGAUUUUCUAAACAACCCCGUCUCUCCUCGGCAGUUUUGUUGCCCGACGGGACAACCAAGCGAGGUGUCAAGCAACCGAACCGGACUCGGAUCCCCCUGUCACCGGGGUUGCUUGUUGUCAUUUUCGCCCGGAGACGCGCGGACCGGAGCGCAGACGGAAGGGACUGUGACCAGUUUGUGGAUUCACUGAACUGGAAGAGGACCAGCGGUCCCACCAGGAUGGCCACGUGAGGACUCCUCCCCGGGGGAUUCCCACUGGAACCAGACUGAGCGCGUGCGGACCAACAGGUCUUGGCAUGAGAAAACCCGGAUGACUUUUGAAGAAGAAAGAGGAUCUUCAAGCACUUUUUCCGAAAGAAAAAUCACUCAAGGAUUCUUCUGUCUUUAGAUGAAUUGCACAGAAAAACAACACACAGCAACAUUAGUGUUUGCAAAAUGGCAAAAGGAGAGAAACAUUUCUGAUGUUAUCCACUAAACCUCCUCUUUCAUUUCCACUUCCUGAUUCCUGUUUCCAGCCUGGCUUUACAAUUACUCCAUUUCAGCGAUGGAUGGAUACUCCCUGUUCCUGUGAACUUCUCGGCAGCCGUCAAAGGUUCAGCUAUCAUGCCCGGUAGCUUAGGGACCUUGUAACCCUCCAGAACCCACCUUCCCAACUCCCCCACCACCCCCUCCCUCUUCUAGCCCACAGAAGAGGUUCACAAAAAUGGAGGCUCGUGAAUCAGCUGCCGCUGGGCAGAGAUGCCUAAACAAGGAAACAGUGAAGGGGAGAGCGUCUCUGCAGAGAAAGUGGGCGUCCGAGCCCUCUGCUACCACCAAACGAAGCACUUUUGCUGACCCGGAGGCAAAACAACGUGAGAGUUUGCCUUGCGGUGCCACGGGGGGAUCAGCACCCCACCAGAAGUACGCAAUUACAGGGAAUUCUGGGAAGCUGCUAUCUGGACCUUCUGCAGUUGGUGCCAUGGGAGGCCCGCCAUCUCAAGACCCGCAAGGGCCCUUUGUUCAGGGGUUCCCGAGGGGAUACUCCUACCAGCUCGGCCAACCGUACCCUCAGCACCCCCAAACCGAGCGCUUCCUCUCAGGAGCCAAACCCCAGCCGGGUCUAGAGCCUCAUGCCUGGCCAUUUGUAGGCCAAUUGCCCUCGGAUGACUUGUACCCUGUUGGACAUCCGGGGCACGCUCAUCCUCACGGAGCUGGGACAGGGAGGUUUCCCCGCCAGAAGUCUCCCAGUUUACCCAGCUCCUUCGGACAGUAUUCUCAGUCAGGCCCUGAGCCUGCGGAGGAGGGCUACAGCAAAAAAGAGCAGAAGCCGAAGAAGCCCGGUAAGUACAUCUGUCACUACUGUGGUCGAGCUUGUGCCAAGCCCAGCGUCUUGAAGAAGCACAUACGCUCACAUACUGGAGAGAGGCCAUAUCCUUGCGUACCCUGUGGCUUUUCCUUCAAAACCAAGAGCAACCUUUACAAGCAUCGCAAGUCCCACGCUCAUGCCAUCAAGGCUGGACUCGUACCUUUUUCAGAGCUAGCCGUGGCCCGCAGCGGGGACAUGGACCAGGCAUCUCCAGUGGGCGAGGCCGAGGUCCACUCAGAUGGAGAGCAGAGUACCGAUACAGAUGAGGAAGGUCUGGAGGGCUCCACCAUGCUGACAGACAAAGACAGCCCAAUACCGCGGAUCCCCUUUGAAGCUGACAAGAAUACAGGUGGUGUGGAACCAGCAUAUGCAGACUCAGCUGAAGAGCUCCUGGUGGGAUCUAUGAAAGUGCCUAUUCUUAUCGUCCCAAAGCUCGGGGGAGUCCCCCCCACAGGGAUGGAGUGCCCGCCCUUUCAUGACAUCAAGGGAUCACACCACAUGUUGGCAUCGCACGCUGGAAGAGCGCAUUCACUGGAUGACGCCCCGACAAUCAAGCAACGUUUGGCCCUGAGGCUGAAUGAGAAAAAAUGUCAGGACUCUGAAUCUGUCAUGUCGCAGUCCUUGAACCUCCUCAGUCCUCACAGCAAAGGCAGCACAGACUCUGGCUACUUUUCCCGCUCUGAGAGUGCAGAGCAGCAGAUCAGCCCUCCAAAUACUAAUGUCAAGACGUACGAAGAGAUUAUGUUUGGUCGGACUUGGUACUACCGACCCAACUCCAGAUCCAGGCAGUCUAUCACGGUGGGCAUGGCAGGUGCAGACCCCAGCUUGGCUAGCUUAAAACAACCAGGUGCUAUUCUGGACAUGGGGAAGAUAGCUGAGGAUCAUAUCUGUUUCAGAGGUGACGUAGGAGUCUCUGGAGAUCCCAAGCAGUAUCCAACAGGACCCUGUCAAAGCAGUACAGGGCUUCUGGAGCCUCCAUCAGAUUCUGGGACGCUCAUUAGGAGUAACUCCAUGCCCAACUCCUCUCCACCUAACCUCAGUGUCCCCUCUGCGAUUCGGGGCAGCCACUCCUUCGAUGAGAUGAUGUCGUCGGAUGAUGUCUUUUACCCACCGGGGCGUAGACUCAGAAGACAGGCUGCAUUUGAACAUUCAGGCAACGAAGCACACGUAGGAGAGGCCGAGGGCUAUGGACACAUGCCCAAGAAUCUAGCUUCAUCCCUGGGUAUGAAGUAUGGUGAGUGCAACCCAGGAGUCCCAGAGCACAUCGCCUACAGCCCAUAUGGUACGAAAGCUAGCAUGUCAGAAACAGCCACAAGAAAAAGGAGGAAAGAGAAGAGUGUUGGGGAUGAGGAGGACAGCCCUGGGCAUUGUGACAGUAGCUGUAGUGGUUCAGUGGAGAUGAUUGGGGACUAUGAGUUUAAACAAGGUAGUUUUGAUGGGUCAAGAGCCACCCCAACAGGGAAAGGCUCUCUUCAGAGCGCUCACAGCCAGUCGGACAGCUUUGAUACCUGUACCAGCAUGUGCUCUGAGGACAUUGCAUUGUUUCCUGACUCUGAGGGCAGGAAGGCAGCUGGGAAUGUCAUAUCAGUCAUCCAGCACACCAACUCCCUCAGCCGGCCAAAUUCUUUUGAGAAGUCAGAGUCCUUUGAGCAGCCAGGAUAUCAGCCUUCAGAUAAAGCUCUAUCCAGCCAGUACUCUGAACAGUCAGACACAGAUAUCUUUGAAGAUGCGCUGAGUCCUGAAUCUGCCCUCCUGAGGACAGAGAGCAUGGAGCAGCAGCUGCAAAGUGACAGUGACCUGGCCUCUCUCUCAUCUUCGUCAGCUGCAGCGUCACCUGGCCAGCCUUAUCCCAUCCCACACAAGCUAGUGCGACAACCCAACAUCCAAGUUCCUGAGAUCAGGGUGACGGAGGAGCCGGACAAGCCCGACAAAGAUACAGAAGCUCCAAUGAACAAGGAACCGGAGAAGCUGACGCAACAUGUGGAGGAGUUCCAGCUGCCACAGAGGAGUGACACACUCGCCCAGAUGCCAUCAGAAAAGCUCCCACCGAAGAAGAAGAGGCUGCGCCUGGCAGAUAUGGAGCAUUCAUCGGGGGAAUCGAGCUUUGAGUCCACCUGCACCAGCUUGUCUCGCAGCCCCAGUCAGGAGAGCAACCUGUCCCACUCAUCAUCCUUCUCCAUGUCCUUUGACAGAGACGAAGGUCUCAAAUCUGCCUCACCCACCAAACAGGACGACUCAUUGGCAUCUGGUGGUGGACCUAAGCAGUCGGAGUUCCUGACGGUACCUGGCAGUGGUCAUUCCAGCCACCACCAGCAGAGAGAGAUGAGGAGGUCUUCAUCGGAGCAGGCACCGUGCACGCUACCCACAGAGUUGCCUGAAAUGCGCAGCAAAUCCUUCGACUAUGGAAGCUUGUCCUCCUCCCGUCAGGGAGAGAUAUACUCCAGUGCCUCUGCAAUGAAGGAUCGCCGGCGUGGAUAUCUUGUCCGACAGGCUUCACUGAGUGUGUAUCCAGAGGCAGUCAUCCAGGAACCAGGAAGUGCUGAGAUGUCAAUCAAACAGGAGGUUCUGGAACAUGGGGCAUGGCCUGGCUCAACAGGAUCCCCCCACAGCAGCAGCGAUGUACCCAAUAGAACCAAGAGAGUUGGCAGUAGCACUGGUGGAUCUCACCACCAGCACUAUCAGCAUCACAUCCAGCAUAGUAUCAGUGAGGACAGCCUGCAGGACGAACCUCUCUUUAGCAGGUCCCAUCAGCAUCGCUUGCAGACCCAGGGCUCUUCCUCCGAGGGAGAAUAUCAAGGUCACGAGGUCAUGAAUAAGGAAGUAAUCCAGCAGUACCCGAGUGGUCCUCCCUUCCUUACCUACCAGCAACCCAGUCUGUUCUGGAGUCAGGAGUCCGGUCAGACACCCAGACAGCAUCUGACCCUCCAGGCCCAGCAGCAACUCCAAAAACUCCACAUCCGAUCACCAGGCUCCCAUCCUGGACACCCACUCCACAAACAACAACCACUUCACUCCCUGCAGCAAAUUCAUGAUCAGCAGCCACAUGAUGGAAAGUCAGACAAGCCGAGCUCUCAAAUGUUCCCGGCCUCUUUCUCACCUCGCAACUCUCCACUGUCCCAGCAACAACAACACUUUGCUUCUCUUUCCUCCAAGCACUCCCUGCCCAGUUCCACCUCUGCAUCUAUGCUUCUGCAGCAGGUCCAACCGGUCUUUGCCACCCAGAACCUGGGCUCCCAGUCUUCGCUGCCUGGUAUGCUGGUUCCUGUGCGGAUCCAAACCCAUAUGCCGUCAUAUGGUAGUGUUAUGUACACCAGUGUUAGCCAGCUGGUGGCUUCCGAUGGCAGUGGAGCACAGGGCUCAGCCAGGCCAGGCGGGGCUGACAACAGCAACAUGUCUCCUUCGGUUGCUGCUGGGAGAGUCAGCAAACCACCUGGAGGAAUAAGUGGGGCGGGCUUCAACCUAUCACACUUCCUCGGACACACUGAUGCUGCAGCACUGCGCUACCCACUCUGGAAUGCUCCUGAUUCACUACCAGAGCAACACCUAAACACAGGGAUCCCAUUGUCACUAACAUCCGGCACCAUAUCCACCACAGACGCCUCGGGAUCUGGUGUUGGAGGCAGCAAGCGCAUGCUUUCCCCCACCAGCUCUCUGGAGCUCUUCAUCGAGACCAAGCAGCAGAAGAGAGUGAAGGAGGAGAGGAUGUAUGGACAGAUUGUUCAGGAGAUGAGUGCGGUGGAGCUGAGUGGGGCCGAGGGCGGCAACAAGCCGGAGAAGGUGCAGGCCAGAAGUCGGCGAGCAUGUCUGAAGAGCGAGGGCUCCAUGGAUGACUCUGAAAGGAUGUCCUCAUCUCCACUCAGCGACUUCCCCAUUGCCACCAAGAUCAGCAUUCCCGUCCGGUCCUCGGCCCCCCACCUUUCUGAUGUUCCCCGGGCCGAGAGCUUCACUCCUCCUCUCCAGAUCGUCACUGACCGCUCCCCAGUUUCAGGGGGUCGGGACUCCCCAGAGGAGCUCGAUGUGGACGAUUCAGUCCCCGACCGCUGCUCCAGUCCCCAGUCGAUGGCGUCCUCCAACGAUGCAGAAGACACUGACGCCACAGAUCCGCAUGAGCCCAGUAAGAGCCCCGUCAGCAUGCUGGUCCAGCUCGCUGAAAACCAGAGCGCGGUAUUGCCUGCAGCAGUGGGUCAGACGCUGCUACUCACGGACGUGGCCGAAGUCCAGCAGUUCCUCCAGUUCCCGAGUCUGCGCACGACGAGCCGGGUCAGCUGGUGUUUCCUGAACUACACAAAGCCCAACAGCACCCAGACGUCCCCGCACAGCUCCGUCUACAACUCGUGGUGUGUGAGCUCAUACAACCCCAAUCCUCUGAAUCUCAGCACCAAGGCGGCGCUGGCCCUGCUGAGGUCCAAACAGAGGAGGAACACGGAGUCCAUGUACUCGACUGCGGCCAUGUCGCCACCCAGCUCUGGAAAGCUGGUGUCGUCCGUGGCCUGGAAGCUGAGGUUUGAUCAGCUGAAACCAGAGCUGAUGCCAGUUGAUGCCGGUAACUUCGGGAGGAAGAUGAAGGGAGUGGUGUCGUGGGAGCGUUCAAAGGAGGAGCAAGUGGAGAAGGAAGUCUCCGUCAAACAGCCCGCCAACGAACCCACCCGCAUUAAGAUCUUCGAAGGCGGGUACAAGUCCAACGAGGAAUACGUGUACGUCCGCGGUCGCGGUCGAGGGAAAUACAUCUGCGAGGAGUGCGGCAUCCGCUGCAAGAAGCCCAGCAUGCUGAAGAAGCACAUCCGCACGCACACCGACGUGCGGCCGUACGUCUGCAAGUUCUGCAACUUCGCCUUCAAGACAAAAGGAAACCUGACGAAGCACAUGAAAUCUAAGGCUCAUAUGAAGAAGUGUCUGGAGUUGGGAGUCUCCAUGUCUUCUUCUGUCGAGGACACGGAGGCGGACGAAGGAGAUGUCGGAGAGGAGGGCCAGAGGUCGGAGAAGAUGGCCCGGGGUUCCAUGGCGGAGCACCAGUUCUCCGACGCCGACGACUCGGACGGCGCCGAGGACGACGGCGACGAGGUGGACGACGACGACGACGAAGAGGACGACUUCGACGGCGACUCCACCCCGAGGACGCGCUCGCGCUCCACCAGCCCGCUGCCCUACGGCCCGCCCUCCAUGUCCAUCACGGCCGUGGCCUCCUCCUACCCGGCUCGCCACCCGGCGUGCGACCUCCUGGGCAACGCCAACAGGCCUCCGCUGUUCGGUUACUUCACCACCGUGCCGAGCAUCCAGAUCACCCCGCAGGCGGCGCCCGGCGACGCGGAGUACCGGCGAGGCCCGCACAGUGCGCUCGCCGGCGGGCUGCUGGCUCCGCCCGCCUCCUCCUCCUCCUCCUCCAUGGACGAUGACCUCCCCGCCCAGUCCCCGGACCUCUCCUCCCCGUCCUCUCGCCUGUCCUCGCCGGGGCUGGACCACUCCGGCUGCCCGUCCCCGAUCUCCCCUUCCUCCUCGCCUUCGGCCCGCCGGUACCUUUCCCCGCGCCGCGACCUCUCGCCGCGCGCCAGACACCUGUCGCCCCGGCGGGACCUUUCUCCUCUUCGUCACUUCUCGCCGAAGAGUGACCUGGCGGCGUCGGGGGGUUACAGGCGAGACCUCUCCCCCAGGAGGGGCCACCUCUCGCUGCUCUCCCCCCUCUCUCGGCCGGCGUCUCCGGCGGGGCGGGACUACAAGCGCGACCUCUCGCCGCGAGGUCGCCACCGGGCGAUGAUCCGGCCUGUUUCUCCUCGCCGAGGCCUCCACCAACACCUCCAUCACCAAGGCCAGCCGAGUGCGUCGCGGGUCCUCAGGACGGGUCACCAGGGCGGCGUGUCGGGUCCGGCGGAGCUGGGACGCCGCAGGACCAGCGCAGAGAUGGAGACGGAACAUUGUCUGGUCUCACCGUCGCCAGGGGAAUGGGACCAGCGUAACCAGUCCAGCCCACCUCACCAAGUCCUGUUCAGUCACCUUCCUCUUCACUCACAGCUCCAGGUGCGCUCGCCGUUCCCGAUGAGCCCCGUCGGAGGGAUCCAGAUGGUGCACUCCGGCCCCGCCUGCGUCACCUCCCCUCUGGGCCAGCAGGAGGCGCAGCAGAGCGCGCCCCCCCUGCUGCUGCAGAAGAGCACAUCGGAGGACUCCACCGCCAGCGAGGCCGCCUCCCCUCACGUCACCUCCUUCGCCGAGAGGGGAGUUCGAGGAGGAGGAGGAGGCGGCGAGAGGCUGAGGGAGUCGACUUCACCUCACCCCUCGUCGCAGGAGAGGGACGGAGGAGGGGUGAGGCAGGAGCAGCAGGAGGAGAGCAUCUACACCUGCACGAAGGCCAUCGCCUCCCUCUGCAUCGAGGAGGAGGAGCGAGGAGGAGGAGCCAGAACUUCUUCCUCUCCCUCCGCGUCGUCGUCCCACGGCGCUCAACAUCAGCAGCGCUCGCCUCCUUCUCCUCACCCUCCGCCAUCACCCCCGCAAGGUCCCGGGGGUCAGCACUUUAGCGGCCUGGAGGUCAGGCCUCACCACCCAUCGAUCCCCGCCUCCCCCUCUCUCUCCUCCUCCUGCUCCUCCUCCUCCUCCUCUCCUCACCCUCCCAGCCCCGCAUGGGAGACCCUGCCGCCUCCCUCGACCUCCAAACCUCUCAAGCUGGAGAGAGACGGAGGAGCGGAAAGCACAAAGAGGAGCAGAGACGUGUCGUAGGGAGGACACGAGGAGGAGAAACAGUCUUUAAGGAGGACACAAGGAGGAGAAAGGGUCCUAGGGAGGACACGAGGAGGAGAAACAGUCGUAGGGAGGUCACAAGGAGGAGAAACAGUCUUUAAGGAGGACACGAGGAGGAGAAAGGGUCCUAGUGAGGACACGAGGAGGAGAAAGGGUCCUAGUGAGGACACAAGGAGGAGAAAGGGUCUUUAAGGAGGACAUGAGGAGGCGAAAGGGUCCUAGGGAGGACACAAGGAGGAGAAAGGGUCCUAGUGAGGACACGAGGAGAAGAAAAGUCGGGUUUCAUUUUCGUUUUUUGGGGAUAUUUGGAAGGGAUGAAGUGCAACAGAGAGAAGAAACAUGACUUUUUGCACACUUGUACACACAUAUUCUUCUUCAGUUUAUACACACACACACACACACACACACACUCUCUCACACACACACACACACACACACACACACACACAUGAAAAACAUAUUGAAACACGGACUGCUGCCGGCAUGACGCCUGCACUCAUAUUUAAAGACUCCCCCCCCCCUCCCCCCCACCCCC